This is a messenger RNA of Sander lucioperca (pikeperch), 5383 nucleotides long. It is a transcript of the gene fbln2, whose product is annotated as fibulin 2. NCBI's taxonomy places the organism in Eukaryota, Metazoa, Chordata, Actinopteri, Perciformes, Percidae. The record is from RefSeq and is a predicted model, not a curated record. Gene Ontology annotation, molecular function: calcium ion binding. The transcript is spliced from 17 exons. Gene Ontology annotation, cellular component: extracellular region. Bases 350 to 4327 code for a protein of 1325 amino acids.
AGAUAAAAGUCCCCAUUUGUACCUGCUGCUGUGCUGUGUGGGCCGGCCCAGCCAGCAGAGCCUGCUCUUCAUUAAGCUAGGUUUAUGAACCACGAUGGGAUCUCCUUUGUCCCUCCCCCUCCUCUUGUCUGCCUGGCUGCCCGCUACCAGCAACGCUGCGACGGUCAAAGGAUUCACACUUGCGGCGCUCAGAGGACCGGCAGCCGGCGGCUCUCCAGCCCGUCAAUCCGUACGCGACAAGAGUAGUGAUGGUUCACAUGGGCAGAAUGCGCCAGCAUCCUUGAAGAUAAACUAAAGGCUGUGGACGAUACCUGAUCAUCCUUUGAUUGCUGUACGUACAACUGGUGCCAUGGUUGGUCUAAUAGCUAAAGUUACACUGCUGAGGUGUACUUUUCUCUUUCUCUACAUGAGUGUCUGCUUUUGCCAGCGUGACUGCACCGGCGUGAACUGCCCCCAGCUGGACAACUGCAUCCAAGAAGUGCUGGAGAGUGGCAGCUGUUGCGCUUCAUGCCUGCAAAAAGGAUGCACAUGUGAGGGUUACCAGUACUAUGAUUGCCUCAAUUCUGGAUUCAAGAAUGGCAAGGUGGGCGAGGGAGAGUCUUACUUUGUUGACUACGGCAGCACAGAGUGCUCCUGCCCCAUGGGAGGGGGCCGGAUCAGCUGCAACUUCAUCAGCUGUCCUGAUAUGCCUCCGAACUGCAUCGAGGUUUCAGAGCCUGCGGACGGUUGCGUGCAGUGCGAACGCGUCGGAUGCGUCCAUGGCGAGCAAAAGUACGAGGCCGGACACUCCUUCCACGUUGAUCCCUGCCGGGUCUGCCACUGCCCCAACGAAGGAGGGAAUCUAAUGUGCUACCCUGUGCCAGAUUGUGACCCGCACAAGGUCCAUAAACCAAUGUUGGCUGCACCAACAGGGGAGGACGCAGCCAGCAUGGGCAAAAGUUACCCCGACAGGUUUGACCAACAUGGGCCAAUGGAUCAAUUCUCCACACCACAUCACCUUCCUCCUAUUGGGAAUCUUCCUCUCUUCAAAUCGCCGCCUUUGGAUAAGGAGGAGCCAGAAGAUUAUGAUUACGGUCCUACAGACUUUCCAGAGACCUACCCUCAAUCUUUGGUCUUCCCCACCAAGUCGUCCUCAUUUAAUAAGAUCAUCUCUUUGUCCCGAGGUUCGGACAGACCUGACAGAACUUCUGCCCUUCAGAGCUUUGACGGACAAAGCAAGCUGGAGCUGAGAGAGCAAUAUGGAGUUCAUGACCAUUCGGCAGACAAAGAGGAAGUGACAGAAAGUCCCCUGAGACUAGAGCAGAGUACUAUCAGGCCACAUUUGCACAAGGAUGCCACUACUUCUUGGCAGCCCUCACAGGGUCCAACAAGUGCGCAAAGUGUCUCAUUCAUUGAUCUGACAACACAGAAAGAUGUGGAGAAGCCAUCGCAUGCACCGGAAACUUCCGACAGGAUCAUAAUUCCACUGAAACGAGGAUUUGGGAGUGAAAAACACCCAGAGUAUCCACAUAUGAGUGAGGGAGGUACAGACAGUCAAACCAAUCAGCAGAGACAAUCAGAAAGAGUGAAUUUCCAGCUGAACAUACUGAAAAGCCCAGAGGGCCCAAUCCAUUCCCAGGCAAGUUCAAAUAGCCACAAAGAAUCACAGGGGACGGUCACACAAGACAGUGAGGAAGGGAUGGAUGAAGAAGAGAUUAUAGAGGAGGAGGAGGAGGAGGAGGAUGAAGAAAUAGUAACAUUUCAUAGUGUCACUGAGCCUGAAAGAAGUGAUGUUCCCUACACGAUAAAGUUAGAGUUAGCACAACAGCCAGAGAGCAGCAAUCCAACCAGCAGCUAUGAAAAGAGCACACCCGAGCCCAGCACCAGCUCCCCCAGGAGGCCUGAGUACCUGACAACCCCCAUGGUCCAUUAUAUAAGCACUACCCAGCCGCCAGUAAGGGUCAAGCUGAAUGAGAGUGAGUCCAGCAGAAAGCCAGGUCAGAGGCUGGUUAACCUUCACAGUGAAGACCAGGAAGAGGUGACGGAGGAAGAGGAGGAGGAGAGGAAAGAUCGCCCUGGUUUGCUUUUCAAACCUGAUGGAGGUCCAGGUGUCUCUGCUGAAGACCUGCUGCAGAGCUGCUGUGCUGCUGGCCAGAAAUGGGCCACAGAAAACCACCACUGCAACCACAUGCCACUGCUGAACAAUGACAAGCACUCCAUAUGCAAUGUUGCAGGGAAGCAGUGCUGUCUCAGCUCUAUAAAGGAGAGCCGGUGUGAAUCAGGUAUGACUUCAGCCAGAGGAGGGGACACCUGUGAAGUGGAGGAGGACCAGUGCACAGAUGACUCCUACCAGGUGUGCUGCAGCUGCUGUGCCCUUGGCUUACGGGCGCGCAGUGAAGGAUGGGGUUGUGAUGUCCACCAGUACCUGGGAUACCCGUGUGGACACGUCUUCCUCACCUGCUGCCAGGGGGAGGAAGGUCUAAGCCUGCUGAGAAGAAAGCAGAAGCCCAGACCAACUUCUAUGCCAAGAAAAGUCUCCGACAGCAAGUUCCCCAGCGAGGCCUUCUCCAUCAGUGCCACAGAAGAAGCUGCCAACGCAGUGGAGGAGCAGGGGGAUGUGGAUGAGUGUCAGCUCUACCCGGGCCAGCUGUGCCAGCACACAUGCACCAACAUCUGGGGCUCCUACCGCUGUGGCUGCAACCAGGGCUACAUCCUGCAACAGGACGGAAGCUCCUGUGCACCAGUGAGUCAAGACGAGGACAACAGAGUCCGAGAGCACAGUCCUGCUAGCACCACACCCAGCGCAACCACCAGCAGCCCUGCCCGCCUCAAUCCAUGUGCAGAAAACGGUCCUUGCAGUCAGCAGUGUACGGCGGUGGCCGGCCGGACUCGCUGCUCCUGCUUCCCAGGGUUUUCGCUGAUGACAGACGGACGCAUGUGUGAAGAUGUGGAUGAGUGUGCAACCAACACCCAUAGCUGUCGGCCCAGCGAGCAGUGUGUGAACACAGUGGGUUCAUUUAUAUGCGAGCUGCAGGUCACUUGUCCUGCCGGCUUCCAGCUGAGGAACAGUGUUUGCAAGGACAUUGAUGAAUGUGUUCUGCAAACCCAUAACUGUGGUAUGGGCUUUGUGUGUGAGAACACAGCGGGCUCUUUCCUGUGUAAUCCCAAACACAAGUGCAUCAGUGGCUUCACACAGGACUCCCAUGGCAACUGUAUCGACAUAAAUGAGUGCAGCAGCCUGAGUGAGCCGUGCGGCUCUGGCUUUAACUGCAUCAACACCGUGGGCUCCUACACCUGCCAGCAGAAGAUCAUAAUGUGUAACCCCGGCUACCAUGUUAGCCCUGAUGGAGCCAUGUGUGUCGACACUGAUGAGUGUCAGAUGGGGACGCACCGCUGUGGAGUGGGCCAGAUCUGUCACAACCUCCCUGGCACCUACCGCUGUGACUGUCAGACGGGCUACCAGUAUGACGCCCUCCGCAAAGUCUGCAGCGAUGUAAAUGAGUGCUGGCGCUAUCCUGGCAGGCUGUGUGCCCAGACCUGUGAAAACACCCCAGGCUCCUACCACUGCUCAUGCACAGCCGGCUUCUCCCUAGCAUUUGAUGGCAAGAACUGUGAAGAUGUAAAUGAAUGUGACAAAAACCCGUGUGGCCAGGAGUGCGCCAACAUCUACAGCUCAUACCAAUGCUACUGUCGCCAAGGCUACUACCUGAAAGAGGACGGACACACCUGUGAAGAUAUUGAUGAGUGCUCCCAGAGCAUCGGGAACCUUUGUACCUUCAAGUGUGUGAACGUUGCUGGCAGCUACCAGUGUGCCUGUCCUGCUAAUGGAUACGUCAUGUCGGCCAAUGGACGCACCUGCAAAGAUAUUGACGAGUGCACAACUGCCGCCCACAACUGUUCAUAUGGACAGACCUGCUAUAACCUCCAGGGAGGCUUCAGAUGUCUCUCCUUUGCCUGCCCUCACAACUACAAGAAGGUGUCAGACAUACGAUGUGAGCGGAUCAGCUGUCCCAGCAACUCCUUAGACUGUCAGAACUCUCCUGUACGCAUCACGUACUACCAGCUCAGCUUCCAGACCAACAUCAUCAUUCCUGCCCAGAUUUUCCGAAUCGGACCAUCCCCCGCCUACUCUGGCGACCACAUUGUCAUCGGCAUCAUCAAAGGCAACGAGGAGGGCUACUUCAGCACCAGAAAGCUGAACAGCUUCACCGGGGCUGUGUACCUGCAGAGACAGGUCCGCGAGCCCAAAGACUUCCUGAUAGACGUGGAGAUGAAGCUGCUGAGGCAGGGGACGUUCACCUCGUUCCUUGCCAGGAUCUAUGUCUUCAUCACAUCCAGUGCUGUGUAACACCAAGGCCAAACAGACAGAGAGAGGGACUGGGAACUUCAUAUGGUGCUCAACUUUUAUAUGUGCGGACUCUUUUUGUAAUGCCUCCCCAAAAUCAAAAGAAAUUCUUGUAGAAUGUUGCCAAAGACCUUACGCCAAAAACACACCGGCCGCGGAAGCGCUGCGAAGCGACGCAAAGCAGCGCCAUUUUCAUUUCGACGCCCAUGUUAUCCAACCUGUUGUUCGCACCGCUUGCGAUUUAGGAGAGAAGCGUCUAUUCUUUCGCCAUCUCUUCUAUUUCUUCCACAAGCUGUUAAGCGAAUGUGUCAAGCUAGGUAGGUUAUCAAACACAGGCUAUCCACAGCGCAGCCGGAUACUUUACAAAAUAAAACACAUUUCAAAAUAAAACGCCCAGUUUUUUGGGGACGUUGGCUGUCUUAACUUCUCAGCUGUGUCUAGAGCGAGACAGGCGAUUAGGCAUGCAGAGAGAAAGAGACAGACAGACAGAUGGGGAGAAAGACAGAGAGAGAGGGAGACAUUCUGUAAAGUGGAGAGGAUUUGGUCUGGUGUGAACAGACAGGCGCACGAAUCUAGGCUUCGCAGCGAUUCGCAGGUUGUGUGUCUCUGACGUUACUGUUUGCUUGUCUUUCUCAGAUUAUCUUGCUUGUUUCUUCAGAUCUUCUAUGACAAUCAUACUUCCCGAGAAGCCUUGUAUUUACAGCAUUUAAAGUAUUUUAUCAGCUAAUUAUAAGCUUAUUUGCGUAUGUAAUUUAGCUUUUCUGCAGCACCAGUGUUAGGGUCUGCUCAAGCUGGUCACUGCACAAGUCUGGCUCGGUGUUUUAUGUGCUGCUCUGCUCUCUUUAACAAUUGCUCUUUAACCUCCUCUACCCUGUAAAUGUUAUUUUUUAUGAGAGUUAUUCAUGGAAGUCUGAAAAAAACUAAUAAACCUUUGCACCACUUGAAGUUAAAGGCACUUGUCAGCUGUGGAGGCCCAACACUGACUAGUCAAAAUCACAACGGAAUACAUGAAUUAGUUAAACAGUUGAAAAUAGAGUGUAAAAAUAAAUAAUGAAUCAU